Messenger RNA from Pelodiscus sinensis (Chinese soft-shelled turtle), 918 nucleotides. RefSeq names its product putative olfactory receptor 10D4. The record is from RefSeq and is a predicted model, not a curated record. Gene Ontology annotation, cellular component: membrane. NCBI's taxonomy places the organism in Eukaryota, Metazoa, Chordata, Testudines, Trionychidae. Gene Ontology annotation, biological process: G protein-coupled receptor signaling pathway. Gene Ontology annotation, molecular function: olfactory receptor activity; G protein-coupled receptor activity.
AUGGAAAUGGAGAAUCACACCAUGGUGUCAGAAUUCAUCCUCUUAGGCAUCCCCAAUACCGAAGGUCUUGAGAACAUCCUCUUCAUGUGCUUCUCAAUCUUCUACUUCUGUUCCCUGCUCAGCAACCUGCUCAUCUUAGCAGCCGUCCUUGCUGACUCCCGCCUGCACACCCCAAUGUACUUCUUCCUCUGCAACCUCGCCAUGCUGGACAUUGGAUACUCUUCCAUCAGCACCCCGAAAUUGCUGGCCAACUUCUGGGCCGAGAAUAAAACCAUCUCCUUGGGUGGGUGCAUAUCCCAGGUCUUCUUCUACCACUUCCUGGGCAGCACCGAAUGCCUGCUCUACACUGUCAUGGCAUAUGACCGGUACGUGGCCAUCUGCCAUCCGCUGCGCUACCUGCUCAUCAUGAACAACAGGGUGUGUGCCCUCCUGGCCGCCGGCACCUGGAUCACCAGCUCCUUCCAUGCCACCAUCCUCGCCAGCCUGACGUUCACGCUGCCUUACUGUGGGUCCAAUGUGAUAGACUAUUUCUUCUGCGACAUCUUCCCAGUGGUCAAGCUGGCCUGUGCAGACACGUAUAUCAUUGAGACCGUGACCUUCACCAACACUGGUAUGGUGCCCACGACCUGCUUCUUCCUCAUCCUCAUGUCCUACGUGAGGAUUGCAGCCUCCGUGGUGAAGAUACGCAGUGUGGAACAUGGUCAGAAAGCCUUCUCCACUUGCGCCUCGCACCUGACGGUGGUGUGUUUCUUCUUCGGGCCCUGUUUCCUGCUCUACACCCAGCCCUCCCUGAGCAAAGAGGUGGCCACCCGCAUGCAGAUCUUUUGUGACGUGGUCACCCCGAUAAUGAACCCGCUGGUCUACACGCUGAGGAAUAAGGACGUCAAGGCGGCACUCAAGAAAUUGAAAGGUGGCUAA